Messenger RNA from Mycena indigotica, 1545 nucleotides. RefSeq lists its product as uncharacterized. Bases 67 to 1545 code for a protein of 492 amino acids. The record is from RefSeq and is a predicted model, not a curated record. The transcript has 15 exons. NCBI's taxonomy places the organism in Eukaryota, Fungi, Basidiomycota, Agaricomycetes, Agaricales, Mycenaceae.
CCUCGAUAUGUCCUGGCGGAUCUGCGUUGGCUCUCAACCUCUCCCUCGACCACGUCUAGGACCACAAUGUCUGACAUCGAGAAGGAUUACACCACCAGCGACUCUGGCUCUGGCUCGGCUCCUCCCGAGUAUACGGAGCGUCCAAAGGGUUUUCGUGGCUUUUACUCGCACCCAGCAACACAGGUAGCGAUGGUUGGCUUCGUCUGCUUCAUGUGCCCUGGUCUCUUCAAUUCCCUGAGUGGAAUUGGCGGUGGUGGUCAAGAAGAUGCAAAGACAGCCGAUAACAGCAAUGUCGCGCUGUACUCGACUUUUGCUGUUAUGUCGUUCUUCGCCGGCACUAUCAACAACAGAAUCGGCGCUAUCCGCACCCUUCAACUUGGCACUCUCGGCUACUGCCUCUACAUUGGUGGUUUCUUGACCAUCAACAUUCAUCCUCAUAGCACACGCGCUACUGACUUCGCCAUUGCAACUGGAGCCAUUCUGGGUGUUUGCGCUGGCUUGCUUUGGACAGCGCAGGGUUCCCUUAUGCUGGCGUAUCCAACAGAGGGCGAAAAGGCCAAGUUCAUCGCCAUAUUUUGGGCUAUCUUCAAUCUUGGAGGUGUCCUCGGGGCUGCUAUCGCCUUCGGCACAAACUUCCACAACCCGGCCGGAAAUGUUACCAAUGGAACAUAUAUUGCUUUCCUCAUUUUGACUUUGAUCGGGGCCGUGAUUCCCUUCUUCAUGACCAACCCUCGCAAUGUCAUCCGUACCGAUGGCACUAGAUUGUCGAUCCCCCUCAAUCCGUCAUGGAAAGUGGAGUUCAUUGGUCUCUAUGUCGCUCUCAAGACCGACCCAAUGAUCAUUCUACUCUUCCCCAUGUUCUUCGCAUCAAACUGGUUCUAUGCCUGGCAAUUCAAUGAUUUCAACGGUGCUUUAUUCAACAUUCGCACACGUUCAUUGAACAGUAUGCUUUACUGGUCAUCGCAAAUUGUUGGCUCUUUAAUCAUGGCCUUCGUCCUUGACCGCAAAGGCGUGAGCCGCCGUACUCGUGCAUUCAUCGGUUGGGCGAUCGUUUUCGUCAUGGUCUUCGUCGUGCAUGGAUGGUCAUACCACUACGUGAUUCAAUAUGAGCGCGACUCUCCCAUUGUCACUGAUCCCACUAAACGCAUUGACUUCUCUGAGAAGCGAUAUGUUGGCCGAGUCUUCUUGUACAUCUUUUUCGGUCUACUCGACGCUAUGUGGCAAACCUGCGUCUACUGGAUGAUGGGUGCCAUGUCCAACGACCCCAGCAAGCUUGCGUACUUCACUGGAUUCUACAAGGCUAUCCAGUCUGCAGGCUCUGCAGGCUCAUGGCGUGCAGACGCUGUUAAAGUUCCUUUCAGGAACAUGUUUGCAUCUACCUGGGCCCUCUGUGCCGCAGGGAUGCUGUUUUCUCUCCCCAUGAUAUAUUUGCGGGUCAAGGACACCACAGAUAUCGCGGACGAGGCCAUUGCUCGAAUGGACGAAGCGGGCCACGUGCAGCCCGCAGAGGUCGUAGAGACCAAGGUUGCUGAGAAGACGACAUAA